Molecule: messenger RNA, 1567 nt
Organism: Lymnaea stagnalis (great pond snail)
Lineage: Eukaryota; Metazoa; Mollusca; Gastropoda; Lymnaeidae
Source: the annotation of a GenBank genome assembly
GUUGUGUUUAUUUCAGGAAUCUACUAUUUGAUAACAGGGAAAGGUGCCCGUUUUGAUUUUGGAUGGUAAUUACAUAGUUAACUAUUACUCAUUCUAUAGGCCUAGUGAUUUUUAUACAUGAAUAAAUGAAGUUUAAUAUUUAUUCUGUUAGAACAUUUAGAACAUUUAGUCAAAGAAUUAUUUGCAGUUGAAUAAAUACAUAUCUUAUUAUCAUUGUGCAUUGUUUUUCAAUUUAUCAUAAAAUAUAUUUUUUAGGUUUUUUUAUUCAACAUCGCCCUACAUGUGGGCAUUGAUUGGAGUAGGCUUGGCUAUCUCAUUAUCUGUAGUGGGGGCUGCAUGGUAAGUGUUUCAUUAUUUAUUUCAGGCAUAAACUACAUUGAUAAAUGUACUUUACAAAAUUUUCAUGACAAAUCAUAGCAAUAUUCUUAAGCAAAAAAUUGCUUGGACAUAACGCUGAACAAAACAUCAAGCAUAAUCGCAGAAGUUUUCGUUGGUAGACCAAAUAAAAAAAAAUAUAGAAAAGACAAUGGCAGAAAUUGAGAUAAUAAACAAUUAGUUUUUACCUCUGUAAAUGCAUACUGCAAGUGUGCCAGAUUUCCGAUGAAUGUUUUUUUAACUUUGUGCAGUAUAAUAUUCAACAUACUUUUUAUUUAUAAAUUUAUGUAAAUUUCCCUCUUGAUUUUUGUAAUCAUUUAAGAAUAUUUGGUUUAGUGAGAAAAAUGAAUGAAUUCUUCCAUAUUUUUAUGUACCACAGGGGAAUCUACACAACUGGUGUCAGCAUAGCUGGAGGUGGUGUGAAAGCGCCACGCAUUAAGACUAAGAACUUGAUCAGCAUUAUUUUCUGUGAAGCUGUAGCCAUUUAUGGUAUCAUUAUGGCUAUUGUCAUCAGCACAAAUCUAAGUGUAAGUGCUUUUAAAAACCUGCCUUUAGCCUGUGUGUUAUAAAAGACUUUUUUAGGUGAUAGCAAUUUUUAUUUUAGUUUAAAUUUGAAAUUAUGUGUCAUUAGAUUCAUUAAAAAAUUAUUUUAGAGAAAAAAAAUUACUAAAGAUUUAGGGCUUUGAAUUUUCAAUAAUUUAAUCGUGUAUUUAAAUAUUUACUCAUUCUUUUUACCAGGAUGUCAACAUGAGUCUUCUAACGGUUGAGGACAAGAUUUAUGCUAACUACGCUGCAGGUGUAUAGUCAUUCCUCUCUAAUGCUUGAAAAUCAUUACUAUAUUUCCUUCAAAAUAUAUUAAUUGAAUUAAGGGAUUUGUGUAACAACAAAAGUUAAAAUAUGUUUAAAAAAAAAAUAAUUCAAGGGUUUGGAGAUAUUUACAAAAAAAACCAACUCAUUCAUGUAAUAAUUGUUUCCAGGAUUCAAAAUGUUUGGAGCUGGCUUGACUGUAGGUAUUUGCAAUCUUGCUUGUGGCAUCUGUGUUGGCAUUGUUGGUUCAGGUGCUGCCCUUGCUGAUGCAGCCAAUGGGGCUCUCUUUGUCAAAAUCCUCAUCAUUGAGAUCUUUGGAUCUGCUAUUGGUUUGUUUGGGCUCAUCAUUGCCAUUCUACAGGUAUUUUAUUGGAUUACAAAUUAA